This is a messenger RNA of Caenorhabditis bovis, 324 nucleotides long. NCBI's taxonomy places the organism in Eukaryota, Metazoa, Nematoda, Chromadorea, Rhabditida, Rhabditidae. The record is from the annotation of a GenBank genome assembly.
AUGGUUCUCAGGAUACGAUACAUUUCAAUUUUCCUCCUUGUCAUUUUACUGUUGGAAAUGGCGUUUGCGCGAGAAAAAUUCCUGGUGCGCAAAGGUGGACGUAUUGAUCGUCUACACAAGCGAACGAUGCAUGAUUGGAAAUAUGCGGCGCAUCGGCACAGGUCGCGAAGGCACAGGCACAAACGUCGACGGCAAUACAGAGAUGGCGGAUUUCGCGUCGACAACGUGCUCGCUCAGAUGGAUUCAUUCGUCCGCCCACGCUUUGGACGUUCUGUCGACUCGGCAGAACUUCGGCGUUGGCAUCCGAGAGUCAACUUGACAUGA